CGGCCUGGCGCUGCGCUCCGCGGCGGCUCUCUGGAGGGGCUGCGGCCGCGGCCGGGCGGGCCGCGGCCGUUAGCCUCGCCCUCCCCGGCAGCGGGCCGGGCCCAGCCUCGCUGGGCUCACACCGAGGUCUUCUGUGAGCAUAUUUCGAUUCCUUCGUCCGCGCUAGUGUCGCUGAGGGGCCUCGGAGCACGUCUGCGAAGCACCGCGGUGCAGAGGGGGCUGAGCUGCCACGUACUAAAGCAGGGAAAAAAAAAAGAAAAAGAAAAAGAAGAUUGAUAAAGACAACAAAGAUAAAAUCUGGAUGGGGGAUAAAGUAAUACUAAGUUCACUGGAAGUUCUGUGUUCAUCUGACAUCCCACCAUUUGUGUAAACCUGGAAGCUUCUUUUAAAGCUAGUAGCAUGAGAUAUGUCUGUUUUAAUCUACAACUGCAAAGAGUCCUGUACAAAGCAAAAACAUACGGCAACAGGAAAAUACAGGAAAGGUACUUUGUGCUGGACUUUGAAACUGGGAUUCUGCAGUAUUUUGUGAAUGAACAAAGUAAAAACCAGAAGCCACGAGGAACCUUGUCUUUAGCUGGAGCUAUAAUAUCACCCAGUGAUGAAGCGCCACACAUGUUGGUGGUCUACUCUGCUAAUGGAGAGAUGUAUAAGUUGAGAGCUGCUGAUGCAAAGGAGAAGCAGUACUGGAUAACUCAGCUUCGAUCUUGUGCCAAACAUCACACGGAAGGUAAUUCUAAGAACAUUUCAUCCUCACGAAGUAGAAGCUCGUCUCUUCUGCCGCCUGGGACAGUUAAUUCUGCGUCUCCCAGUGGUCACAAGCAUAUGAAUCAAGGUGGGCCAACCGUUGUUACCAUCACGCAUCACAAAUCCCCUGCAGCUGCCCGAAAAGUUAAGAGCCAACGUUCUGGUCAACUCCAUGAAGUCAAAGAGAUCAUGAGCCAAGUAGAGGGACAACAGAAGAAUCUUGUACAAGCCAUUGAAGCUCUUCCAAGUUCUGGGCCCCUUUCUGCCUUGGAUCAGGACUUGCUGCUUUUAAAAGCUACCUCUGCUGCCACCCUGAGCUGCCUUGGAGAAUGCCUGACUUUACUACAGCAGAGCAUGCAUCAAGUGGGUCAGCACCAUAAUAGGACAUUGUCAUCAGAAGGUAUCCUGGGAUGGCCUGGCCCCAAGUCACAUUCCAUGGAGCAAAUGAAGAAUGGUGCCCUCAGCUCAUUAUCAUCUGCUAGUGCGAACAUUACAUGGGCAAUAGUACCGUCAGCGGCCCAAGAUGGGCAGACACUCCAGCCAAAUGCAGAGCAUUCAGCUUCUGAGUUGAUCCUAGUUGAAGAUGAAAUGACAGAUACUGAAGAUAAUGAAGAGGAGGAUUUAGGAGUCAUGGAUGAUCAACGUAGUGUAAUUCUCCAUCUCAUCUCUCAGCUCAAACUUGGCAUGGACCUUACCAGGGUAGUGCUUCCAACAUUUAUUUUGGAGAAAAGAUCCCUGCUGGAGAUGUAUGCAAAUUUCAUGGCCCAUCCAGACCUGUUUUUGUCAAUUGCAGCUGGAGCCACCCCCGAGGAAAGAAUUAUCUGCUUUGUGGAGUAUUAUCUCACAGCUUUUCACGAAGGCCGCAAGGGAGCCGUUGCCAAGAAGCCCUAUAACCCCAUAAUUGGCGAAACCUUUCAUUGCUCCUGGGACGUGCCUACGGACAAAGUGAAACCGUUCAGAACUAACGGGGCGGUUUCUAAGGACCCAGCCAAGGAGCUUGGCCAGGAGCAGUCCGCGUGCUACAAGCUGAGGUUUGUGGCUGAGCAAGUGUCCCAUCAUCCACCGGUAUCUUGCUUUUACUGUGAGUGCAAAGAGAAGAAAAUGUGCGUGAACGCUCACGUAUGGACCAAAAGCAAGUUUAUGGGCAUGUCAAUAGGUGUUUCUAUGGUAGGUGAAGGUGUUCUUCACUUGAUGGAGCAUGACGAAGAGUAUGUUUUCACACUGCCUAGUGCCUAUGCUCGCUCGAUACUCACCAUCCCCUGGGUGGAGCUCGGAGGUAAAGUCAGCAUCAACUGUGCCAGGACUGGCUAUUCUGCUACGGUCACGUUCCACACCAAGCCGUUCUACGGAGGAAAAGUCCACAGGGUUACAGCAGAAGUGAAGCAUAAUCCCACUAACACCAUUGUGUGCAAGGCACAGGGAGAAUGGAAUGGUACACUGGAAUUUACUUACAGCAAUGGAGAAACCAAAGUGAUUGACACUACCAAACUACCUGUUAUCAGGAAAAAGAUUAGACCAAUAGCAAAACAAGGUCCACUGGAAUCAAGGCACCUUUGGCAACACGUCACCAAUUCUCUGAAAGAAGGUAAUAUUGAUGCAGCAACGGAACACAAGCACCGUCUUGAAGAGAGACAGCGAGCAGAGGAGAGGCAACGUAUGGCUCUUACAACACCAUGGAAACCAAAAUAUUUUGCCAAAGAGGGUGACGGCUGGCUGUACUUGAAUCCUCUCUGGAAGACCCAUUGACAAGAUAGAGCUGUUGUCUCACAAAAUUUACCUUAAAGGAAUUAAAAUGAUACAGUAUAUAACUUUAAGAUGUCAUUGAAUAGUUCCUGUUACCAGAAGAUAUGAAUGAGAAGCUAUAUACUGUGAAUGAUGCGUCUCAAAAUAACCACAAGCUCAAGUUUAUUCAGGAGCCAUUUUGUGUGUAUGUAUAAAGACACACACAUGCACACUUACAUAUAUACACACACGUAUGUACACACUGUGUGUAUAUAUGUGUUUGUGUGUGUAUUAUUCACACUACAUGUAAACAAAGUAUAAACACUAACAGUGAUUUAAAGACCUCAUCCUCUAAGUAAGUGUUAGGGCAUAAAACUCUCACUGGAAUCAAAUCGGGUUCCCUGAGUUGUGUGCUUGCAGGAUCAGGCCCUAUGUUAGUAUUUAAAAAUACUUUUUUAUUAGUACUGGUUAAGGUUUUCUAUUUUUCACUUUUGCCAAAAAUGUUUUGCACUUGAAAUGUGAUGUGUCACUUAAUGGCAGCCUUUCAGUCUAAACAGUCAUUGAGUAACUCACUUUGACAUAAGAAUGAUACACUGACUACACUCUCUUUGGGAUGUUGACUUAACAGCAUGUUUCCUGUCACUAUAAAUGUGAAUUUUCUGCCAUCUUAUAAGAAGUAGCAAUACCUUCUUGAGAUCUUUGUUCACACUAACCCGUUGUGUCCUCGCUCCUUGGUUUGGUCAUUCUUCGAGAUGUUCAGUAGCUCUCUGGUCACUCGUGAGCCACCUGCUCUGAUAGUUUGGGUCUAGCUGGGUCCAACCUCCUUGGCUAUUGUCAUGCUGGUGCUGUUGGGUUAUCCUGUCUUAUCUGGUCUCUUAAAUCACUUCUGGUGGAUGGAGCUGUGGUAUUCAGCCUUGUCCUCGCCUCAGCUUUCCACUCUUGGAGAAAAAGCAGCGUAGCAUGACGGUAGCCCGUGUCCGAGCCACCCCAGUUUGCAGCCUGAGUGCUGCUCCGAUGGGCGCGAGCCUUCCCCGCCGGUGGAGACGCAGAUUUCUUACGCUGCUGCUGUGAGGCUGGCAAGAGCUUAAAUGGUCACAGCCCUGGAUCCCGUAUCAAAGCUCCAAGCAGACCUGUCUUGAUUUCUUUUGCUUUUGGCCCAGUUGAUUGCUUUCUGAUGUGAUGCUUUCUCAUGAGGAGAAAUGAUAUAACCAGUGUUCCCAGAUGAAUGAUUUUUCUGAUGUAAGAGUCACUAUUUAUAAAUUACUACACUGAAAUAAGAGCAUUAUUAAUGAAACAAAUGAAACGGGACAUAAUUUGUUUUCUAAAGUAAGCAAACAAUCCUGUAGUUUGAUCUUGCUUCAUAAGGUGACCACUGUGACACUAUGAAAGUGAAUUCUAAAAAUUUGAAGUGUUAAAGCUUAGUUGCAUUUUAAAUUAGUAUUUGUUAAAAGAUGUUUUUGAAAAAAGUGAUAAAAAGAGACAAAUGUAAAACGUGCUGACUUCUGCUCAGUGCUUCUUUUUACAGUGCCCCUUUAAAAGAAAAAAAACAAAAAACAACCACUAUAUUUCUAGUAUACAGUAGCAUGGAUGCCUACCUUUCUGUAGUACUCAUUAAUUCUGUGCCUUUUGUCUGCUUUCUUAAUAUAACAGCUUAUGCUUUGUAGCUAUUACUCAGAUAUAUUUAAGUCGAAGUACUGCUUAUAUCUGUUCUGGUGACUUGCAUUUUCUAAUACUUUAUUUUUUGGUAGAUAUUAAAACCCUUGGGCAACUGAAGAGGCUAAAUAGAGGUGUUACAUAAGGAAACAUCCCAUUAGUUGUUCAUUUGGACAUGACAUUUAAUAGAUCUUUAAAUUUUGAAUUUCAGAUCCAUAUUAAAUGAGCUGUAAUCUCCUUUUCCUCCUAAAUGCUAUUUUGUCUGCUUGUAUAUACUUUUUCUUGCACAUUAGAAAGAUUAGUGUGAUUAAUGACUUAAAUCCUAUUUUUUAAAAAAAAACGCAGACUGUAUGAGCUUGGUUUUGUAACUGACUUUUUUUUUUAAGAAAAAAUUAUUUUUAGGUACAGUUAAUGUUUUUCUGUAACAACAUAAAAACGAUGCUCUUGCAGUAAGCACUGAACUAUUUACCAAGUAUCAUCAGGAAAUCUCAUACUUUAUCAGCUGCAAGAAUUAAUUUAUAAUGGAUCCAUUCUUGUUUUAGAGGUUAGUCUGGUAAGUAAGUAGAAGUAUAAAUACCGAUUAUAUCACCACAAAGAACAAUCAAAAAUGCAGAUUUAAACAGUUGGAGUGAGUCCUCCCAAACUUUGACUUUCAUACACCAAAGAACUAGCCACAUAUUCACUGAAAAUAGCCACUGAAAACCUCUUUUGUCAGGCACGCGGACCUACACUCCUGAAAGAGUAGACCUCUUACAGCUUUGAUGGUGCGACUGUCAAAGCUACAAAGAUGCUGUAGCUCCUCUUUUCAGGAGAAAUCUGAGUAAUUUUAUGCUUGUAACUUAUUGAAGAUUUUUGUGUGCAUGGUUGGUUGUUUCUGCAUGCUGAGAACAUUCCACUUGUGCUCUGAGAAAUGCUUUGUUUUGAUGCUCUGAAGAAUCCCCUGAUGCCACCACCACUGUUUCUUUUCCAAAGUAGUUUGGGAAAGGCAGGCAUAAAAAUAAUCCUUUUGGAAAAGAUCUUAUCAACAAGAGAUUCCAGAACAAGAUUCACAGGAAGCGUCGUUUUAUUUUUCUGAUGGUUAUGUAUUCAGUAUAUUUUAAAAGACUGAAGUAUUCAUGAGCUUCACUCUGUAAGUAAGUUGUUCCAAUAGCUGUCUUGGGCUUGCAAGUAUGUUUUCCUUUUCAAGUAGCCAGUGUAUUGUAAUGUAAAAAUCUACAUGUACUUAAGGUCUUUUUUUUGUGUGUACACCUGUAGAAAGCCUAUGCAACCUUUUUUUUUUUUUUUUUUCUCUAUUUCUUUUCUUCCUUAAAGUAGAAAUGGUCAGAACGCAGAUUUACACCUUUAUCAUUUAAAAGAUGCUCUGGCAGUCUCUUCUGAUUUGCCUUCCUCUCAUAAUCUGUGAAUUUAAAAUGACAAUGCUCAUGAAUAAAAAAUUUGUUUCAUUUA
This is a messenger RNA of Rhea pennata, 5565 nucleotides long. RefSeq names its product oxysterol binding protein like 10 (gene OSBPL10). The transcript has 15 exons. Gene Ontology annotation, molecular function: cholesterol binding. The record is from RefSeq and is a predicted model, not a curated record. NCBI's taxonomy places the organism in Eukaryota, Metazoa, Chordata, Aves, Rheiformes, Rheidae. Gene Ontology annotation, cellular component: membrane; intracellular membrane-bounded organelle; cytosol. Bases 400 to 2490 code for a protein of 696 amino acids.